CUCCAAUUCUGGAAGGACCCAUUACACUAAACGGACGAACAGUUUACUUAAAGGGUUUUAAUUGAGUAACUGUUACUGUUAAUAAUAACUGUUAAUUUGUUUCUUUACUAUACGCUGUUGUUAAUUUGCGUACGUGGGCACUACUUUCAGAGAAUAAACGCCGCGGACUUAAGUAUGAGGGAUUUUUGUUGUGCUUCGGUCGUGAGAAAAAAAAACUAAGAUGGCGGCUCGUCAAGAAAGAUAGGAUGGCUUGAAGGGGGAGAUAAUGUAUAUCGGGAAAUGAUUGAUAACGACACAACGGUUGCGGUUUGAGACGCUCAUCAAGAUUAAACGGAUGCCCCGCGUCCACGUUUUUGAACAGAGUGGAAGUACAUGGAGAAUUGAGGCAGCAAAGCGGGUAACUUUGCUAGCAGCAGUAGCUCGCCAGCGGCACCAAGCACAGCUGGCCCUCGUUAGCUAACCACCACCAGUCAUCACAACAACAGAGGAAGGGGAGCAGCCAGCAGCCCUAUCAUAGCCCGGGACAUCGAGGUGUCUACGGGUCAGUCACUGGCACACGCCGAGACAAUGUAACAUGGCAAUGGAAGGGGAAGAGUUUAUACCUCCUCCGGAGUGUCCAGUUUUUGAGCCAUCAUGGGAGGAGUUCCAGGACCCUCUGGGUUACAUUGCCAAGAUACGUCCCAUUGCAGAGAAGUCUGGAAUCUGCAAGAUUCGACCUCCGCAAGACUGGCAACCACCAUUUUCAGUGGAGCUGGAUACCUUCCGCUUUACACCACGCAUCCAGAGGCUUAAUGAACUGGAGGCGCAGACAAGAGUGAAGCUUAAUUAUUUGGACCGCAUCGCCAGAUUUUGGGAGAUUCAGGCUUCCUCCCUGAAAAUCCCUCAUAUUGAAAGACGUAUUCUUGAUCUUUUUGGUUUGUCAAAGGUUGUGACCGAUGAAGGUGGUUUUGAGAUGGUUUGUAAAGAGCGGCGUUGGGCUCGUGUAGCUCAGAGGCUUGGCUACCCUCCAGGCAAGAACAUUGGUUCUCUUCUGCGCUCACACUACGAGAGGAUCGUCCACCCCUUUGAAAUGUUCCAGUCUGGUGCCAGCUUGCCGCAUUGCAAGCCAAAGCACUACGAUGGUGAAGAUGUGGAUAAGGAGUACAAGCCCCACUCCAUCCCACUGCGUCAAUCAGUCCAGCCAUCCAAAAUGAGCAGUUACGGGCGGCGAGCAAACCGCUGUCAGCCAGAAGGUCCAGAGGAUCCGAAUCCCCAUCCUCUCACCACUGGCUCUCAACUCAUCUCAGCGCCUGAACCUACCGAGGAAGACAUAGAGAAGAACCCAGAACUGAAAAAGCUUCAGAUCUACGGUGCAGGGCCCAAGAUGAUGGGACUUGGACUCGUGGCACGUGACAGAGGCAUUAGGAAGAAGGUAGAUGAACUGCCUCAAACUGUGACGAUCAAGGACAAUACAGCAUCUCCUCCCGCUGACACUUCUGUCAAAGAGCCUCUUGAGACACAACAAAGCGAGCACGAGAGCUCGUCUACUCCCCAUCUGCCUCCCUCCAGUAUCACAGUCAAGGCAGAGAUCAAAACAGAAGUUAAGGUAGAGGUUAUGGCUGAAGUGAAGAAAGAAGAAUCGGAGGAACGUCAGAAAGAAAUAAAUCAACAUAUUACAGAUGGUCCAUGCACCAAAAUGACCAUGAGGCUACGGCGCAAUCUCAACAACAUGCAGUGUGUGGAUUCCUUUGUGUGUCGGAUGUGUGGUCGUGGAGAUGAUGAUGAGAAACUCAUGCUAUGCGAUGGUUGUGAUGAUAACUACCACACAUUCUGCCUACUGCCUCCACUCACCGAUCCGCCAAAAGGCAACUGGCGAUGCCCAAAGUGUGUUGCAGAAGAGUGCAAAAAGCCUUCAGAAGCAUUUGGAUUUGAGCAAGCAACUCGAGAGUACAGUUUGCAGAGUUUUGGAGAGAUGGCUGAUGCAUUUAAAGCAGAUUACUUCAACAUGCCUGUCCAUAUGGUUCCCACAGAACUUGUGGAGAGGGAGUUCUGGAGGUUAGUCAGCAGCAUAGAGGAGGACGUGACUGUUGAGUACGGAGCAGACAUCCACUCGAAAGAGUUUGGCAGCGGCUUCCCAAUGAACACGGGCAAGAGGAGUCUGACAAAGGAGGAAGAGGACUACGCCUGCUGUGGUUGGAACUUGAACGUGAUGCCUGUGCUGGAACAGUCUCUCCUGUGCCACAUUAAUGGCGAUAUCUCCGGCAUGAAGGUGCCCUGGCUUUACGUCGGCAUGGUCUUCUCAGCUUUCUGCUGGCAUAUUGAGGAUCAUUGGAGCUACUCAAUCAACUACUUGCACUGGGGUGAGCCCAAGACCUGGUAUGGGGUUCCUUCUGUGGCCGCUGAGCGACUGGAGGAGGUGAUGAAGAAACUGACCCCAGAGUUGUUUGAGUUCCAGCCUGACCUCUUGCACCAGUUGGUCACCAUCAUGAACCCAAACAUUCUCAUGGCUCAUGGUGUACCGGUUGUACGCACCAACCAGUGUGCUGGUGAGUUUGUCAUCACCUUCCCUCGAGCCUACCACAGCGGCUUCAAUCAGGGAUAUAACUUUGCAGAAGCAGUAAACUUCUGUACUGCAGAUUGGUUGCCUGCUGGGCGUUCCUGCAUUGAGCAUUAUCGACGUUUGCGAAGGUAUUGUGUGUUUUCCCACGAAGAACUCACCUGUAAAAUGGCAGCCAGUCCAGAGAAACUGGACCUUAAUCUAGCUGCGGCAACACACCGGGAAAUGUUUAUUAUUGUCCAAGAGGAGAGAAAGCUCCGAAAAGCUCUCAUGGAAAGGGGCAUCACCGAAGCUGAGCGCGAGGCUUUUGAGCUGUUACCGGAUGAUGAGCGACAGUGUGACAAAUGCAAGACAACAUGUUUCCUGUCAGCACUGGCCUGCUCAAAUUGCCCCGAGUGUUUAGUGUGUCUGUAUCACACUCAGGACUUGUGCAACUGCCCCACUGACAAACUUUACCUCAGGUACAGAUAUACCUUGGAUGAGUUGUUGGCCAUGUUGCACCGAUUAAAGGUUCGCUCAGAGUCCUUUGAUUCAUGGGCCAACAGGGUAAAAGAGGCUCUUGAACAAGAGGAAGGAAACAAGAUAGGAAUUGAUUACUUGGAGAUGCUGAAAACCGAAGCAGCAGAAAGGAAGUUUCCUGAUAAUGAACUUCUAAGAAAACUCAACACUGUUCUCAAAGACAUCGAGCAAUGCCAACAGAAGAGCACGGAACUCCUCACUAACUCAAAUACCAGUGAAGCUAAAAUGACUUUGGCGGAGCUGAAAUCAUUGAUAGACACCAUGCAAAACCUGCCGUGUGUGAUGGGUCAGCUGGAGGAAGUGCAGGCGGUUUUGCAGACGGUGAGUGAUUACCAGAACCGAGCUCAGGAGCUGGUCAACGAGCGUGACUGGAGAAAGGCUUCUCCACCCACAGAGCAGUUACAGAUGUUACUGGAGCAGGGGAAUGAAAUGCCCGUGGUGGUGCCGGAGUGUAGUUUACUCCAGGGCCUCCAGGAGCAGGGACACUGGCUGGCAGAGGUCAGGCGCACCUUAGGCUCGGAGGGAGGCGAGAGACAGGAGGUAACAUUGGCGGUGUUGAGGAACCUGCUGGAAGCGGGCUGCAGCGUGCCUCAGAGCGCAUCUGUGGAGACGGCCAUGGCAGAGCUGCAGGAGCUGCUGACAAUUGCAGAACGUUGGGAGGAGAAAGCGCAGAUCUGUCUGGAACAAAGACAAAAACACCCUCUCUCAACCCUGGAGGCAAUUGUAAACGAAGCCCAGCUCAUUCCAGUCAAGCUGCCCAACAUCGAAACUUUACAGGGAUGUCUGAGCCGUGCACGCGCUUGGGUAACAGACCUGGAAGAAAUCCAGAAUGGGGAGCAUUACCCGUGUCUGGAUGACCUGGAGGGCUUGGUGGCCAUUGGAAGGGACCUGCCUGUCUUCAUGGAGGAGCUGCGACAACUGGAGCUGCAGGUGGCCACCGCUCACUCGUGGCGGGACAAGGCCACCAAGACCUUCCUGAAGAAGAGCAGUCAGCACAGUCUUCUUGAGGUGUUGUGUCCGUGUGCUAAAAGGAGACACGACGAGGCGGAGCCGUUGGACGACCCGUUAGACGACUGCGAUACCAACACCCUGGGCCUCUCUGCUCAGGACCUCCGGGACCCUGCGGCCAUUGCGAUGGCGUUCAAAGAAGGGGAGCACCGUGAGAAAGAGGUGCUACUGAGGUUGCAGAAAGUCAACAUGGGAAAGACCGGACUUGAUGCAGAGAGUCACAAGGACGGGAACGGGACCACGGAAACGGAUCCAUCCACCCAAUCUGAAAACUCUGUCAAAGAGAACGGCAACCACACUGGUAACGCCCCCGCACCGUCCAUUUGCGUGUGCGGCACUCCAUCGCGCACCCCUCAGUUGCGCUGCCAUCUUUGUAAGGACUGGUUCCACUGCGGCUGCGUCCCCUUCCCUUCUCUGCUGCCCGCGUCCGGACCGCCAAGUAACCUGCACUGCUGGUGGGAGUGGGACUCGCGAUUCUUGUGUCCGCGUUGUCAGCGGUCACGGCGCCCUCGCCUGGAGACCAUACUGGCUUUACUCGUAGCCUUGCAGAGACUGCCCGUGCGUCUGCCCGAAGGGGAGGCGCUGCAGUGUCUCACGGAGAGAGCCAUCACCUGGCAGGGCCGUGCCAAAGAGGCGCUGGAGAUCCCCGAGCUGCGCCAAGCCCUUCAGACGCUGCAAGAACUCAAAGAGACUCCUCGUUGUGAGGAGGAUAUGCAAAAGGAGGCGGAGGCCAGCUCCGUCAUUGUUUUGUCGGACUCGGAAGGAGGAGAAGGUGAGGACGGUAUCAUUGAUCUCACCGAAGAUUCGCCUAAAAAGAAAACCAAGGAGACCAACGGCACGCAGGCUGCUUGCGAGAACGGCAUCAGCAAAGACCGCAGUGCCGCUGGUGUGGGCGCUCUCCUACCCCUGCUGUCUCAGCUCAAAGGUCAGGUGGUGCAGCUCUCCUCGGCCACAAAGGAGCGACUGGAGCAGCUGCAGCUGGAAGGCGACCUUCUCGAAGUCUCCCUGGACCAGAUGCACAUCAUCGGCAGAGUCCUGCAAGCUGCCUCCGAUCCACCUAUUGAAACACUGCACACGCUCAUCCAGAUUGAACUUGAAGAACAGAGGCGAAGCAGCCGAGGACGUGCUAAAGACUCCAAGAGGAAAAGAAAGAGCCACCGAGGAGGAAGCGGGGAGGGGACCGGGGUGGGGCCACUGGACGAAUCCGACCCCAAGAAAUCCUGCCCCCUAAGCCUCGGCCCCUCACCUCACCUACCUGCCCAGGUACAUACAGAGAGUCUGUGAUGGUGGAUGCUGGAUCUGAGAGGGCAGAGAUUCACUGCCAGGAAAAAAAAAAAAAACCCUUCACAGGACAUCCCGGUCCUGUCCUCAGUGCCCACCUAAUCCCUCAUUAAAUCAGACGUCUUAGAGCCAAGACUCUUCUACACUCCAGUUUCACUCAAACGCAUCACAUCAAAGCCCUGAUUUCUUUGUCAACCCUGACAAAAUUCCACUCCACUUUUUCCCCCCGGGGCCCCCACUCACCUGUCAUCUAAUUAAGGCUGUUGGAUCAUGUGGGACUUCUGUGAUAGCCGUGUAUUUGGUCUAGAAUUGUCCCCGAGGUAAGUCGGUAUGCUUUGUGACCCCCCCCCCCCCCC
Doryrhamphus excisus (bluestripe pipefish) is the source of this 5700-nucleotide messenger RNA. RefSeq names its product lysine demethylase 5C (gene kdm5c). Gene Ontology annotation, biological process: chromatin remodeling; regulation of DNA-templated transcription. Gene Ontology annotation, cellular component: nucleus; chromatin. Gene Ontology annotation, molecular function: histone H3K4me/H3K4me2/H3K4me3 demethylase activity; DNA binding. The record is from RefSeq and is a predicted model, not a curated record. Lineage: Eukaryota; Metazoa; Chordata; Actinopteri; Syngnathiformes; Syngnathidae.